GGCGCAUGCGCGGGGGCGCGGCGGGAUGAUGUCGGCGCAGGGGGACUGCGAGUUCCUGGUGAAGCGGGCCCGGGAGCUGGUCCGCGAGGACCUGUGGGCCGCCAAGGCCUGGCUCAUCACCGCCAGGAGCCUCUACCCGGCAGACUUCAACAUCCAGUAUGAGAUGUACACGAUUGAGAGGAACGCAGAACGGACGUCAUCGGCAGGCAGAUUGCUGUAUGACAUAUUUGUAAAUUUUCCCGAUCAGCCAGUGGUGUGGCGGGAGAUAAGCGUAAUUACAUCCGCUUUAAGGAAUGACUCCCAGGAUAAGCAGACUCAGUUUUUAAGAGGUUUAUUUGAGACCCUUCCUGGCCGGAUCCAGUGUGAAAUGUUACUGAAGGCCACGGAGCAGUGCUUUAAUACACUUGAACGGGCGGAAAUGUUACUGCUGCUUCUGCGACGCUUCCCUGAAUCGGUGGUUCAGCACGGGGUGGGCCUGGGUGAAAGCUUAUUAGAUGCAGAAAACAUGGAAGACCAAGAAUCACCUGUCAAUUGCUACAGGAAGUUAUUUGUCUGUGAUGUGCUUCCCUUAAUUAUUAACAACCCCGAUGUGCGGCUCCCGGCUGCCUUAUUAUAUAAGUACUUGAACAAAGCUGCAGAAUUUUACAUUACUUAUGUGACAAGAUCUACACAGGUGGAAAGCCAGUAUCAAGGUGCACAGGACACGCCCGAUCUCUUGUCCCCCAGCAAGCGGAGCUCUCAGAAAUACAUCAUAGAGGGACUGACCGAGAAAUCCUCUCAAAUAAUGGACCCUUGGGAACGGGUGUUCAAGAUUCUGUCUGUUGUGGGAGUCAGGUGUGAAUGGCAGAUGGACGUGUCGAGAAGAAGCUUUGGCGACAUCUUGCUCAAAAUGAAAGACGUCUGCAGGUACAUUGGUAACUAUGAGAAUGAAGCCCACACAAAAUACAAGACCCAAGUGAUCUAUUCCACCAUGCUGGUCUUCUUCAAGAAUGCAUUCCAGUAUGUCAGCAGCAUCCAGCCGUCUCUCUUCCAAGGUCCAAAUGCUGCAAACCAGAUUCCACUUGUUCUGUUGGAGGAUGUGCCCAAUGUUUACAGUGAUACAGACAUUGAUCGCAGCAAACACACACACAAAAAGCGGAAGCUGGCUGAGGGAAGAGAGAAAACCAUGAGCUCUGAUGACGAAGAUCCUUCUGGGAAGGGGCGGAGCAGGCAGGUGACCAUCCCUGCAGCAGAGCUCCCCAACUCAGGUGAAGUCCUGGAGAGCUUCCGGUUGGCUCGAGAGAGCUGGGAACUGCUGCACUCCCUGGAGCCCCUGGAUAAGGAAUUCACAAGAAUUUGCGCCUCAUGGAAGACGGACACCUGGCUUUGGCUGCGGAUCUUCCUCACAGAUAUGAUCAUCUAUCAGGGUCAAUAUAAAAAGGCCAUUGCCAGUUUGCACCACUUAGCGGCUCUGCAAGGAUCCCAUUCUCAGCAGCAGAUCCCCGGACAAGGAUCCCUAGAGAACCAGCGAGCCCUGAUCCAGCUGGCCUCCUGCCAUUUUGCCCUGGGCGAAUACCGGUUCACCUGCGAGAAGGUCCUUGACCUGAUGUGUUCCGUGGCCCUUCCCAUCCAAGAGGGGGCGAAGCUCCAGGAAGAGCAGCCAAAAGUGAAGUCCAGAUUCAGGAGAGUUUCGGAGCUGAAGCUCUGGCCGUGCACCAGUGCUGCCGUCAUGCCAUACUGCUUGCGGUUACUGCUGGCUUGUUUCAAGCUGAGGGCCUUCACAGACAGCAGAGACGACUUGGCCUUGGGGCACGUCAUUGUCUUACUCCAGCAUGAAUGGCCAAAGGGUGAAAACUUGUUCUUGAAAGCAAUCAACAAAAUCUGCCAACAGGGAAAUUUCCAGUAUGAAAACUUUUUCAACUAUGUGACAAAUAUUGAUAUGUUGGAAGAGUUUGCCUACUUAAGAACCCAAGACGGAGGCAAAAUCAACCUGGAACUGUUGCCGAACCAGGGAAUGUUAAUAAAGCAUCACACGGUGACGAGGGGAAUCACCAAAGGUGUCAAGGAAGAUUUCCGCCUGGCCAUGGAGCGCCAGGUGUCCCGCUGCAGAGAGAACCUGAUGAUGGUCCUGCACCGAUUCUGCAUCAACGAGAAGAUCUUGCUGCUCCAGACGCUGGCCUGAGGCCCAGCCGGGGGGGGGGGGGGGGUCUUGUGCUUCAUGGCAAAUAAAAUGACAUUUUCUUUAAAUAA
Molecule: messenger RNA, 2229 nt
Organism: Heteronotia binoei (common prickly gecko)
Lineage: Eukaryota; Metazoa; Chordata; Lepidosauria; Squamata; Gekkonidae
Gene: INTS10
Product: integrator complex subunit 10
Biological process (GO): snRNA processing
Cellular component (GO): integrator complex
Source: RefSeq, a predicted model, not a curated record